Paramuricea clavata is the source of this 754-nucleotide messenger RNA. Lineage: Eukaryota; Metazoa; Cnidaria; Anthozoa; Malacalcyonacea; Plexauridae. The record is from the annotation of a GenBank genome assembly.
AUGGCUGGAGAUGAGAAGGGCAAUCUUCGUGAACUUUCUGCAUGUUUAAGUCAGGCUAGUAGCCUAAUCAACGAUAUAUUACAACAGCCAACUCAACAACCACAGAAUAGUAGCUCGUCGACCUCUUCCGAACGUGUAUCGCAGGCAAUACAAAAUGAACGGACCCCCGAGGCUGCAAGAAAUCGAUCAUGCGAAUCUUCGUCUAGCCAGCAUGUCAGUGUUGUGAGUUCAGCCGUUAACAGGGCGCGAUUGAUGAUUCAGCAAUCUUCCUCGAAAGGUUUAUACUCGCGAUUAGGAAAAAAAGAGCGACUGAGGGCAACAAAACCAGCAUCAGAAACAAAGCCGAAGAAGCCGCGUGUUGUAACUGACGAAAAGCCAAAGGUUUUCGAGUUCGUCCUUCUCCAAAUAGGAGAAUUAUGCGAGGACACUGAGAUAAUUGUUUACGAAGAAAACAUGAUGGCGCUUCGUGGUUUCAUUGAGGUCACAAAAGCUGCUACUGAGAAGGACAUUCGUGAAAAACUUGGGGAGGCAAUUAGAAUAAAAUUUCCUAUGGUGUCUGAUGACUCUGAUACAGACUUCGAGUUCGUGCGAGCCAAUCGUGGCAGAAUAACAAAACCAGUUACUGUCGGCGAAUACAACUACCAGCAAAUCAAGUUGCUUGCCGGACAAGGGUGUAUUUACUUGAAGAUGAAAGGAGGAUUUGACUGUCUUCUUGUUGAGGACAAAAUUGAAGAUGAAUUUGAUUUUGAGAAUG